Molecule: messenger RNA, 1973 nt
Organism: Raphanus sativus (radish)
Lineage: Eukaryota; Viridiplantae; Streptophyta; Magnoliopsida; Brassicales; Brassicaceae
Exons: 6
Coding region: 778-1725 (315 amino acids)
Molecular function (GO): protein binding
Source: RefSeq, a predicted model, not a curated record
ACAGCUUUCCAACUAUGCUGUGCAAUAUUUGGUAUAAAUACUCUGCUGCCUAAUCUCUGGAGAGACAUGAUGUUGGCCUGUUUUAAUACCAGGUUUCUCUAGUUCAUGAAAUAAGAGGGUUAUUAAAGUUCAAAACAUGUUGCUUAUAAUCUUACUAUUUAUGUUAAGCUAGAUGAGCUUUACACUUAAAACCAAACUAGCUUCUACAAACACUAACCUUUAGUUUGAUUGUAUAUACUAUAACUAGCUUUUUUUUUUGUAACAAACUAGCUUCUGUUGUUACUGUUCAAUUUUUUUGUGGUUGAUUCAUGUUUUCUUAUGUUCACUGCUCUUCCACCUCAGCUAUGCAGUUGGGGUGUUGAUUAAUUUAACCUCCCUAGUUCCUAACUUCAAGAAAAUUUGUAAUAAUUUAGGCUCGAUGUUUACUCAGGUACUACAAUAGUGUCCAAAGGUUCUAACUCAUUCAAGAAAAUUGUCAAGAUAUGAUUGUAGGAUGGUCGAAGCAGAGUGAAGAAGUCUAGCACCUUCUUAUAGAAUUUCCUAGGCACGGAAUGUAUUAAGUUCUCUUGCAUUGCAUUAGCGUUUCCAAGUGUCCAUUGUAAGAUCAUUUACUGUUCAUACUAGUCAAAACAGAGUUGACUUAUUGAGAAAAGUAGCACUUGAAGAAGACUAAUCACACUACCUCCUCUGCAUUUUGAGAAACAGUUACUAUAUGCUUUCAACCUUUCUUAAACAGGGUUUGGAGAGCAGCUGGCGCCAUAAAGAAACCAUUUCAAUAUGCUGAGGAACUUGCUAUGGUCAACAUCAAAGCACGACGUGUACUUCAUGAAGAACUACUCCCUCAUGCAUUGGUCUUCUUUGCUUCAAAGGAGCAAAGAAGUACUUAACGUGGCAAAGCCCAUUGUUCCUACGAUGAAGCAGCAAGGAUUGUUGUCGCAGUCUAUAUCAAGAGUCCAGAUAAGCACCAUGGCGGUUAAAGACGAUUUGAUAGUUGCUGGAGGGUUCCAAGGAGAGCUUAUCUGUAAGAGAAUCAACGAACCUGGAGUUGCAUUCUGUACUGUUCUAACAUCAGUUGAACACGACAUCACAAACUCGGUCGAUAUUUAUAACGCACCAUGUGGCUCGUUAAGGGUUAUAACCGCGAGCAAUGAUUGUACCGUCCGUCUACUUGACGCUACAAACUUUGCUAUCCUCAACAGUUUUGCGUUCGACUGGUCGGUAAAUAACGUCACGGCAAGUCCAGACGGCAAGCUAUUGGCUGUCUUAGGGGACAGUCCCGAGUGCUUACUAGCCGAUGCUGGAUCAGGUAAAGUGAUCCACGGUCUCGAAGGCCAUCUCGACUACUCGUUUUCAUCGGCAUGGCAUCCGAACGGUCAGAUCCUAGCCACGGGGAACCAAGACAGAACAUGCAGGCUAUGGGACGUGAGGAACUUGUCUAAGUCGCUUAAAGUGUUGGAAGGAAACAUGGGAGCUAUUAGAGGGUUGAGGUUUACGUCUGAUGGACGGUUCUUGGCGAUGGCUGAGCCAGCUGACUUUGUACACGUGUUUGACACGGAAGCUGGUUAUAGUCAGUGUCAAGAGAUUGAUCUGUUUGGAGAAAUAGCUGGGAUCUCGUUUAGUCCUGACACGGAAGUGCUGUUCGUGGGAGUGGCUGAUCGUACGUAUGGUAGCUUGUUGGAGUUUAGUAGGAAGCGAAACCACUUGUACUUGGAUUCCAUUUUCUAAUCCGACUCCAAUCAGCUAUAUGCGCCUGAGAGGGUUAUGUUGUGACGUUGGUAGGGGUUAAGUCGUACUUGUUUGCCACUUUUUGUUAAGUAAUGAUAAAAAUAUUAGUUCUUUUUUUUUUCUUUUAGCAAAAUAUAUAUUAGUUCUAUGAAAGGUUAUUGCAGUUUAAUUAGAACGUGGGUUGGUUAAUUGUAUUCUGGAUCAAUAAAACCAAUUGGUUGGUAAAGUUAAACUCCGGUUUGGUUUGA